Molecule: messenger RNA, 1550 nt
Organism: Phoenix dactylifera (date palm)
Lineage: Eukaryota; Viridiplantae; Streptophyta; Magnoliopsida; Arecales; Arecaceae
Product: ethylene-responsive transcription factor ERF035-like
Biological process (GO): regulation of DNA-templated transcription
Molecular function (GO): DNA binding; DNA-binding transcription factor activity
Source: RefSeq, a predicted model, not a curated record
AGGCCAUCAUCCAACUCAAAGAAGGUCAAAAAGAGCACGGAACAUACCAUUUCACACACAAGAGUCCUAGUUUUACUUGAUCCUCUCAAGGAACUUGGGGUGGGAGCAGUAAAAUAUGGGCUUCCAAGGGAAGUAACUGCAACCCUCCCUUUUAGCAUGGGCCCAUCCUCCUAUUUUGCUUUUGCUCGCUACUGCUGCUCGCUCUCUCAUUGGGCAUUCAUAAAAGCCCGUCCCAUAACAAUUUGUGCAACCACUUCUCACAUUCCCCUUCCAAACAACACUUUGCCUUCCCCUAUCAUGGAGGAGCCACUCACCCAUGAAUGUGGUGAAGGUAACACCUCCCCCUCCUCCUCUUGCACCCCCACAACUUCCUCCUCCUCCUCCUCCUCCUCCUCCUCCUCCUCUAACUCUGCUUCCUCCACGGCCAUCACCACCACCGCGACCACCACCACCACCACCUCUUCUUGUCCCAAUGCCUCACCAGAAUUAGGCCAAGGUGCAAAGAUUCUUAUGGAGGCCACCCAUAGUGGCUCCAAGCGAGAUGCGGAGGCGAGCAGCGGCGGCGAGGCUAAGAAGCGAAGCAAGGACGGCAAGCAUCCUACGUACCGUGGCGUCCGGAUGCGUAACUGGGGCAAAUGGGUGUCGGAAAUCCGAGAGCCGAGGAAGAAGUCAAGGAUCUGGCUGGGGACCUUCCCGACGGCCGAGAUGGCAGCCCGAGCCCAUGACGUCGCCGCCCUCACCAUCAAGGGCCAGUCCGCCUACCUCAAUUUCCCUGAAUUGGCCUGCAAGCUCCCCCGGCCGGCCACCUCCUCUCCCAAGGACAUCCAGGCGGCGGCUGCUCUUGCUGCGGCCGCCACAUUCGGCGACUGCAGCCCAGGGUCAUGUGGGAGCGUGGAGUCGGCCGCAUGCCGGGACGAGAUCACGACGACCUCCGACUCCCCGCCCCCUGCAACCCCGUCUAGUGGCAACGACGAUGCGCUCUUCGACCUGCCGGACCUCCUGCUCGACUUGAGGGAUGGCUUCUGCUACUCGUCGACAUGGCUGCCCCCGGCGCCGGAGGAGGACAGCACGAUCGGAUUCCGUCUCGAGGAGCCAUUCUUGUGGGGUUACUGCUAGACCUCCGGGUGCAAAACAUCCGAGGAUCUCAACCGCAUUUGGUGAAAAGAGCAAUGCGAGCACCACUUCCUUUUCAGGUCUCGGCAGUCCGAAAGCAUCAAAUUUCAGGUGGAACUCCCCCCUCAACUGGAAUUGAAGGCAGAGGUCAAAUCUCAGAAAUUCUUCAAACCUUUUGCUUGCUCGCUUGCUUGCUAGCUUUUCCAAUUGCUCUACAAGGAAUCUCGAGGGUCCCAGCUGUAGCUAUUUGCAAACUGUGGUCUUUCCUCACCUCUUCAACACACAUUAGGCAGUGCUAAUUUUGUCUAAUAUAUAUAUAUCUAUAUAUUUGGUUUUACAUGUUUUGGGUGAUCGAUCACCUUUAAACUCUUGUGUACAUGAAUAUGGAAUGGAAUGGCAUUCGAGGAGGUGGAUUCUACUGCCUUUCUUUGCUGAAA